Messenger RNA from Archocentrus centrarchus (flier cichlid), 608 nucleotides. RefSeq names its product barrier-to-autointegration factor-like protein. Lineage: Eukaryota; Metazoa; Chordata; Actinopteri; Cichliformes; Cichlidae. The coding region runs from base 199 to 471 and encodes 90 amino acids. The record is from RefSeq and is a predicted model, not a curated record. Gene Ontology annotation, molecular function: DNA binding. The transcript is spliced from 3 exons. Gene Ontology annotation, biological process: chromosome organization. Gene Ontology annotation, cellular component: nucleus; condensed chromosome.
GUACACGGUGUGCGUGCCCCCCCACACACGGCAGCACGUGAGUCCGGUCCAGGUCCAGACCAGCAGGAUCAGGUCCUCCUCUGACAGGAGGGCAGGAAUAUCCAGCUUGCCUCGGAUGAACUGCUAACAUGAGAGAGCUGGAUAGAGCUGGGGGUGUCUGCGACUGAAGUAACCCUGAGUCUGUUUCCUGCAGUCAGGAUGUCGACCACGUCUCAGAAGCACCGGGACUUUGUUGGCGAGCCGAUGGGGGACAAACCGGUGACGGCUCUGUCGGGCAUCGGCGAGACUCUGGGGAAGAAGCUGGAGGAGCAGGGCUUCGACCAGGCCUACGUGGUUCUCGGUCAGUUCCUGCUCUUGAGGAAAGACAGUGAGAUGUUCACCGAUUGGCUCAAAGAUGCCAGUGGCGCCAACUCCCGCCAGGCCGGAUCCUGCGCUCAGUGCCUGAAGGAGUGGUGUGACGCCUUCCUCUGAGGCUCCGCCUCCUCACCAAAGACCAUGCCACUUCCUGGGUUUGCUCACUUCCUGCUUCUGCCUUCAGAGCCGAUCGCUCGGUUCUUCUGCUGCUGCUGAUAAAUGUUUGGGGUGGAGUUCCUGCAGGGUAACUGUGA